CAAAUGUAACAAACAACAAACAACGCAGGGCUGCGCGAAGACGAAGAUUCUAUUCGCAUUUCGCCUCCUCCUCCUCCUCCUCCUCCUCCUCUCUCCUUCCCUUCCCUUGCGGUGAAGUGGUGUACUACUACUACUACUAGUGCUACUACUCCUCGACUCCUCCUCGUCGUCGUCUUCGUCUCGUUGCCUCCGCCUCUCCAUCCCCUUUGCUGCCUCUUCUUGGGUGGGGUUGGGUUGGGUUCUUGGCGGCGGCGAGGGUGGUGUGAAUUUUGGGUGGAGGGGUGGUGUUUGAUCGAUUGAUGAGUUGGGGAAGAUCAAGAUGAGGGCGGAUCUUAGCACCAUACAGCAGACGCUCACGCCGGAAGCCGCGGCCGCGCUGGCGAGGGCCAUGGAUGAGGCUGGGCGGCGCCGGCAUGGGCAGACCACGCCGCUGCACGUCGCCGCCGCGCUUCUUGCCGCGCCGGCGGGGCUGCUCAGGCAGGCCUGCGCGAGGGCGGCGUCGGCGGCGGGGGUGGGUGGGGGUGGUGGCGCGGCGGCGGGGGCGGGGGCGGGGGCGCACCCGCUGCACUGCCGCGCGCUCGAGCUCUGCUUCUCCGUCGCGCUGGAUAGGCUCCCGGCUGCUGCGGCGGCGGCUGCGGCGGCGCAUGGGGCGGGGGCGUCGCCGCCCGUGUCGAACGCGCUCGUCGCGGCGCUCAAGCGGGCGCAGGCGCAGCAGCGGCGUGGGUGCCCCGAGGCGGCGCAGCAGCCGCUCCUCGCCGUCAAGGUGGAGCUCGAGCAGCUCGUGCUGUCCAUCCUCGACGACCCCUCCGUCAGCCGCGUCAUGCGGGAGGCGUCCUUCUCCUCCGCCGCCGUCAAGUCCAUCAUCGAGCAGUCGCUCUCCGCCCCCUCGCCGUGCCCCUCCGCCGCGGCCUCCACCACGACGGCCGGGCCCGGCCCGCUCUCCCCGUCGCCAUCCCCACUCCCGCGCGCCGGCGCGGCCAACGCAUACCUCAACCCUCGCCUCGCAGCCGCCGCCGCCGUCGCCAGCGGCGGCGGCGGCGGCGGUGGCGACGAUGCGCGCAAGGUGAUCGACGUCAUGCUCAAGCCGACGCGCCGCAACCCGGUGCUCGUCGGCGACGCCGGCCCGGACGCGGUGCUCAAGGAGGCAAUCCGGAGGAUCCCGACGGCCGGCUUCCCGGCCCUCGCCGGCGCGAAGGUUCUUCCUCUGGAGGCGGAGCUCGCCAAGCUCGCCGGCGACAAGGCGGCGAUGGCGGCGAGGAUCGGGGACCUGGGCGCGGUGGUCGAGAGGCUCCUCGGCGAGCACGGCGGCGUGGUCCUUGACCUCGGCGACCUCAAGUGGCUCGUCGACGGGCCCGCGGCGGCGGCGUCGGAAGGGGGCAAGGCCGCGGUGGCGGAGAUGGGGCGCCUUCUCCGUCGAUUCGGGCGCGCCGGCGUGUGGGCCGUCUGCACGGCGGCGUGCACCACCUACCUCCGCUGCAAGGUCUACCACCCGGGGAUGGAGGCGGAGUGGGACCUCCACGCCGUGCCCAUCGCCCGCGGCGGCGCGCCGAUCGCCGCCGCCGCCGCCGGCUCAGCUCUCCGGCCUGGAGGCAGUGGAAUUCUCAACAGCUCGAUGGGGAUGCUAUCACCUGCACUUCGGCCUAUGCCAGUGACACCAACGGCGCUCCGGUGGCCGCCUCCGGGGAGCGACCAGUCUCCGGCAGCAAAGCCGGCCAUGUGCUUGCUUUGCAAGGGUAGCUAUGAGCGCGAGCUCGCUAAGCUUGAGGCCGAGCAGACGGAUAAGCCGGCGUCCCGCCCUGAGGCUGCCAAGCCUGGAUUGCCACACUGGCUGCAGCUCAGCAAUGAUCAAAAUAAGGCCAAGGAGCAAGAGCUGAAACUUAAGAGGAGCAAAGAUGAGCUUGAGAGGAAAUGGCGCGAGACGUGUGCCCGAAUCCACUCCGCCUGUCCCAUGGCACCGGCGCUCUCCGUGCCUCUUGCCACAUUCACGCCACGCCCACCCGUCGAGCCCAAAUUGGGGGUCGCAAGGGGUGCCGCUGUCCCCACUCUUAAGAUGAAUCCCAGUUGGGAGAAGCCCUCGGUUGCGCCGACCCUUGAGCUCCGUAAGAGCCCUCCUGCCAGCCCAGUGAAAACUGACCUUGUGCUCUGUCGCUUGGACCCGGGCACGAAUCCUGCUGUGGAGAAUGAGCAGAAGGAAAGUUGUGAAGGACUAACGGCUCUACAAAAGGCCAAGAUUGCUGGAAUUUCUGAUAUUGAAUCCUUCAAGAGGCUCCUCAAGGGGCUUACAGAGAAGGUCAGCUGGCAGUCAGAUGCCGCUUCAGCCAUUGCUGCUGUUGUAAUACAAUGCAGAUCUGGCAGCGGGAAGCGGCGGAACGUUGGGACAAGGGGUGACAUGUGGCUCCUGUUUGUUGGCCCUGAUCAAGCUGGUAAGAGGAAGAUGGUGAACGCAUUGUCUGAGCUGAUGGCAAACACCAGACCAGUCGUCGUGAACUUUGGUGGUGACUCCCGGUUGGGCAGGGUCGGCAAUGAUGGUCCUAACAUGGGUUUCUGGGGAAAAACUGCACUCGACCGGGUCACUGAGGCAGUUCGGCAGAACCCAUUCUCGGUGAUUGUUCUGGAGGGCAUCGAUCAAGUGGACGUUGUUGUGCAUGGAAAGAUCAAACGGGCAAUGGAGACCGGUCGCCUACCAGACUCCCGUGGGCGUGAGGUCAGCCUUGGUAAUGUCAUAUUUGUGCUCACCACAAACUGGGUACCCGAGGAGCUCAAGGGAUCAAACGUUGAGACUCUGCUACGAGGUGAAGAGAGGAUGUUGGAGUCAACAAGUUCGAGUUGGCAACUAGAGCUCUCGAUUGGUGACAAACAGGUCAAGCACCGAGCAGAUUGGCUAUGCGAUGAUGUUCGCCCUGCAAAGUUAGCAAAAGAACUGUCCAGUAGUCACGGUCUGUCACUUGACCUCAAUUUGGCAGUCGGCGCCUUGGAUGACACUGAGGGCUCACAUAAUUCCAGUGAUGUCUCGGUGGAACAAGAGCAGGAGAAAGGGCAGCUUGCAGUCAAGCGAUCAACACCGGCCCCUGGCUCUGAUAUAUUGGAACUUGUCGAUGAUGCCAUUGUGUUCCGACCUGUUGACUUCACGCCAUUCAGGAAGACGGUUACAGAUUGCAUAUCGGCGAAAUUUGAAUCGGUCAUGGGGAGCAGCAGCUCAUUCAGGAUUGAUGAAGAUGCCGUCGAUUGGAUGGUUGGCAGUGUCUGGCUUACCGACGAGAAGAUUGAGGACUGGGCCGAGAAAGUGCUCAAGCCGAGCAUUGAGCGAUUGUGGCACAAUGUGAAACAUGAUAGCGGGCGCUCUAUCAUUCGUCUUACAGCAGUUGCAGCCAAGGCAUUGCCAAGGUGGGGAGGGGGCAGGGAAGGGCUACCGGUGGCGGUAACGAUCGCCAUUGAUGGCAUGUAGAGAGGGAACUGGGGGGAGAUAAAUUCUUUGUAUGGUAGAUAUGUAAAUAUUGGGGAGAACAACUCCCUGUUAUAAGCUAGGGGAGGUUACUAUCUGAAGCACAUAGGAGGGAGGGAGAAAUGUCCAUUGACCACCAAAUAGGCAUGGAGGUUAUAGAUCUUAUAACACCCAAAUAUGAUCUAUAGUUUUGAUAUAUUUUAUAGCUGUGUUGAUUGAAACAAAAAAAAGGUUUUCUUUUGCUUCUUCCUAAUGUUGCAAGGAUUGAUCGGUGUAGAGGAAGUAAAUAAUGAUAUUGUGCAAUAAUUUUCUUGGCCUGGAACCAAAUGUGCUCAAAUCACUUCUUGUAAUGCAUGAGCCAUUUGAAAUGCAUCAGGUUGCAAAGAUGUGAAUAUAUCAGAAGUUUUGCUC
Messenger RNA from Oryza sativa Japonica Group (Japanese rice), 3853 nucleotides. Lineage: Eukaryota; Viridiplantae; Streptophyta; Magnoliopsida; Poales; Poaceae. The record is from RefSeq and is a predicted model, not a curated record.